This is a messenger RNA of Monodelphis domestica (gray short-tailed opossum), 3591 nucleotides long. It is a transcript of the gene SEPTIN6, whose product is annotated as septin 6. The record is from RefSeq and is a predicted model, not a curated record. NCBI's taxonomy places the organism in Eukaryota, Metazoa, Chordata, Mammalia, Didelphimorphia, Didelphidae. Gene Ontology annotation, molecular function: GTP binding.
CCGCCUGACUUGGUCGCGCCCAAAGUGUAACACUUUCUCUUUGUCGGAGAAGCGCCCCGGCUUCCUGUGCAGUAGCUGGAGAGGCGGCGAAGGCAACGGAGGCAGAGUCCCGGCGGUGGCGGCGGCGGCAGCCCGAGCAGCCACGGCGGCGGCAGCGGCGGAGGCAGCAGCCCGAGCGGCGACGGCGGCGGCAGCCGGCACCGUGGCAGCCCCGGAGCGCGAGCUACUCGGUGGGGAGGGGGCGAUGGCGACGGCCGAUGUGGCGCGCCAGGUGGAUGAAAAUUGCCGGACAAUCCCUCUCACUGGACAUGUGGGCUUUGACAGCCUGCCCGACCAGCUGGUGAAUAAAUCUGUCAGCCAGGGUUUCUGUUUCAACAUCCUGUGUGUGGGAGAGACAGGUGUGGGCAAGUCCACCCUCAUGGACACACUAUUCAACACCAAGCUGGAAGGGGAGACAACCACCCACUACCUGCCAGGCGUCCAGCUCCGUUCCAAUACCUAUGAUCUCCAGGAGAGUAAUGUGGGGCUAAAGCUUACCGUAGUGAGCACUGUGGGCUUUGGAGACCAGAUCAACAAGGAGGACAGCUACAAGCCCAUUGUGGAGUUCAUUGAUGCCCAGUUCGAGGCCUACCUGCAGGAGGAGCUGAAGAUCAGGAGGGUUCUUCACAGCUAUCAUGACUCCCGUAUUCAUGUCUGCCUCUAUUUUAUUGCCCCCACGGGCCACUCCCUGAAGUCUCUAGACCUGGUGACCAUGAAAAAGCUAGACAGCAAGGUCAAUAUUAUCCCCAUCAUUGCCAAAUCAGAUGCUAUUGCCAAGAGCGAACUAACCAAGUUCAAAAUCAAAAUCACAAGUGAACUGGUGAGCAAUGGAGUGCAGAUUUAUCAGUUCCCUACUGAUGACGAGUCUGUGGCAGAACUCAACGGGACCAUGAACGGCCACCUGCCAUUUGCGGUUGUUGGCAGCACAGAAGAACUGAAGAUUGGCAACAAGAUGGUGAAGGCACGGCAGUACCCAUGGGGCACCGUGCAGGUUGAGAACGAGGCCCACUGCGAUUUCGUGAAGCUUCGGGAGAUGCUGAUUCGUGUCAACAUGGAGGACCUCCGGGAGCAGACCCAUAGCCGGCACUAUGAGCUCUACCGGCGCUGCAAACUGGAGGAGAUGGGCUUCCAGGACACCGACCCUGACAACAAGCCUUUCAGUUUGCAGGAGACUUAUGAAGCCAAGAGGAAUGAGUUCCUGGGAGAGCUACAGAGAAAAGAGGAGGAAAUGAGGCAGAUGUUUGUUCAGAGAGUCAAAGAAAAAGAAGCAGAGCUCAAAGAAGCUGAGAAAGAGCUGCAUGAGAAAUUUGACCGUCUGAAGAAGAUACACCAAGAGGAGAAGAAAAAGCUGGAGGACAAAAAGAAGACUCUGGACGAAGAAAUGAAUGCCUUUAAACAGAGAAAGUCAGCAGCAGAGCUGUCCCAGGGACAGCAGGCAGGGAGCUCCCAGACUCUCAAAAGAGACAAAGAGAAGAAGAAUUCUCACUGUUUUACAGUUAACUCUGCUGUUUGCUGCAUGCUGCGUGAGCGCGAGGGCCCUGUAACCCGUGGCUGUGUACGGAAUAGUUUUCCCUGCUACAGCUGGAAUGGACCCACACUUGGCCUUUUAAGCUGAGGUUCCCUCUUUGAGAGCUUCUUCUAGCAUGCCAGCUAUGGUCCCCCAUGCGAUAAUCAGCCCCUUCCUUUAUCACUGACUGCUCCCCUCCCCAGUGGCCUGAGCCACUCUCCCCAGCAUAGCCAGCAGCUUCCCACCGAUCAUGUAUUUAGUUCAGACACAGGCAUAUGGAUUUGCUUUGAGUUUUUAGCCCGUAGGGUAGGGUAGGGUAGGGUGGGAAGAGAAAUCCGCCUUAGUCUUUAGGACAGCUAGCAUUCGAUUUCUUUUUCUCUAAAAGCUAGGGAAAAGUGAAAAUCAGACAACAGUGGACGUUUCUUUUUUGCCAACCAAAUGACAAUGCUGUUUGAGCAUAGCGUAUUCAGUGAGGAGUUGAAAUAACUUUAUCUCAGUUGGCCAAUGGGCCAGUGGUCUUUGGGGAGAGAGAUUUAAAAUGGCCACUGUGAACACCCAAUGGUGCUCCCCUCCCAAAUAAGCAAAUACUUGGAGGUCUUUGUGGCUUCUGGGCCCAGGGAAGCUGCUUUGUUCUUCAUUCAACAUCUAAAAUCUCUACUUUUCUUAAUACCCCCAAAGAAAUCCAGGGAGUAUAUUCUGCAGUGACUCCCACUGAUGGUUGUCUAUUUUUGUUAAUAAUAAAAAAUACCCCGGGGGCAGCUGGGUGGCUCAAUGGAUUGAGAGCCAGGCUUAGAGAUGGGAGGUCCUAGAUUCAAAUCCAGCCUCAGACACUUCCCAGCUGUGUGACCCUAGGCAAGUCACUUAACCCCCAUCGCCUAGCGCUUACCACUCUUCUGCCUUGGAGUCAAGACUCCAAGAUGGAAGGUGAGGAUUUAAAAAAUAAAAUAAUGAUAAAAAAAUCAAAAAUCCCCUCAUAGGGUAAUGAACUAUUGAGAAUCACCCUCAUUGGAUCCUCAUCAGGACCUGAUUAACUGCAGAUCUAGUUGAGAUUCAAAGAUGUGUCCUAGGUCCCUCAGAGAGAAGGCAUUAGAGCAGGUAUUUGAACCCAGGACCUUGAUUCCAAAGCCAGGGUUCUUUCCAACAUAUCAAACUGCAGCUCUGCAUUUCUGGGUAGAUGAUUUUACUAUCCAGGCCAGCAGCAGUAGAACUCAGAUGACUUCUUUUCCGGUCCUGACUCUUUCACUUAACUAUGUGUUUCCCUGGUCAAAUCCCCUCCCCUCUGUGAGCCUCUAUUUCCCAUUUUCAGAUGACAUCACUGGCCUAGAUGACAUCUAGACCUUUUUUCUACCUGGGAUGUCCUUCCAUCCCAUGACGUCCUUUUCCCUCCCUGGACCUUGGUUUGCUCCUCCAUAAAACAAUCUUUUGCCUUUGCCGCGAUUCUAAAAAUGGACGACCUUAUUCAGAGCCUCCAGUUUUCGGGUCAAUAUUCACUCUCUGUAGCACUGCCAGUGAAUUCUCUAGGAAUCAUAGAACCAAAGACCGUCGAGCUCAAAGGGCGCCUUAGUGGCCUAUGUGAGCCAACCCCCAUUCAUUUGCCAGGUGGGGCUAGUUAUCUAAUGUCAGGGGGCCCUUGGGGGCCCUGGAAAGGGAGCAUUGAGGGGAACAGAAGAGGCUCUUUCCUGUCCUCCUAUAAUCAAUGAGUGAAAGUAAAGUCUGACCCAAGCUAGUAAGCUCUUGAUGAACACAUUUACUUUCUCAGGUAACCGAAUCUUACUGUAAGGACAAAAGGAACGACUUUUUUCCUUUAGAAAAUGUUCUAAAUUGGGAUUGUGGCUAUGCCAUCAAGCAAAAGGCAGCCACAAGGGCUGCCUUUGGGCACACCUCAAAAUGGCCAGUGCUUUCCUUUGUGUACCUUGGACAGCCCCCCCCCCCCACGGAGCCAAGGAGUUGGCUCUUGUUGCCAACCAUUGCUUGAGAUCAUUUUGACAUGAAAUGCUGAUUUGAAAAAGUGCUUGCAUGUUCUAAUUAAAACAAAAUGACUUUAA